Bombyx mandarina (wild silkworm) is the source of this 1257-nucleotide messenger RNA. RefSeq lists its product as uncharacterized. The record is from RefSeq and is a predicted model, not a curated record. NCBI's taxonomy places the organism in Eukaryota, Metazoa, Arthropoda, Insecta, Lepidoptera, Bombycidae.
AUGCGUCUUUUUCUGUUUCUUUCAAUAAUAAUAUUAUUAAUAGCUUUAUGCAAUGCAUCUUUCUACGUAGAUUCAAAAAAUAAACAAUUAACAAUAUUCCGAAAACCUUCGGCAGACGAAGUUAAAAUAUCUCCAAAAACAAUUCAGUAUAAUCAUGGUCGUAUCAGAAAUUUUCCGGCUCACAACUAUAUUCAAGAUGAUAAAAGAGAAGAAUAUAGUCCAUCUACUAAUCACCUGAAGAAGAAUAUAAAGAGCUUUUACAACGAAGAUCUUGAAAAGUUGAAAAGACCGCGUCACCUGCCUUCUAGAGCGAACUUAAAUUUUAUCAAAAAACGAAUCCCUAAGUACAGAAGGGAUGAUUCUUCUUCGUCCGAUACCGAGAGUUCCAGUAGAGAGAUGAAAGACUGGAAAGAGGAAUAUGCAGAAUACUGGCUGGCGAAGAAAUUGGAAGCGUUGAAUACGACUAUGGUCCCUGGAGAUUCUGUGAACAUGGUCGCUGCUAGACCUUGGGGUGUCUCGUGCGGAGACCCAAACCAGCACGACAUGCCUUGGGGUACGUGCAUGCUGCCCAUGGAAUGCGACGCCGAGUACAGGAUAUACCGCGGCGAUCAUUUCUGCGGGAGAACCGAAUUCGUUUGUUGUUCUCUACAACUAUCCGCAUUCGACAUGCACCAAGAUAUUGACAUUUCAUUUGCCGACUCAAGUCUCUCGACCGAUUCAGAGGAGCGUAAAGAACGAGAUAAAGAUUCAAAGGAAAAGAAGCGAAGCAAGAAAAGGAGAGAUAGACGUAAACGCAAGAGAGAAAGGGACAGACGCAAACGUAAAAUCAAGAAGAACAUCCGAAGAAUUGUAAAGGAAAUCAAGCGGCUACUGAGCAAAACUUACAGGAACGGUACGACGGAUCGAAAAAAGAAGACCAAAAUGCUCAAGAAGUUUGUAUCGGACCUGAAGAAGCAGUAUAAGAAAGACAGAAAGACCGUUAAAAAUCUACAUGAAGUUGAAUUAGUGAAGAUAGACGCUGCACUUCAGAGGAAACUGAAUCAGAUAAGAUACGCUAAUGAGAACUUCAUGAAGAACAGCACGUUUAGGGACAUAGUCAUUAACGGCACGAUGAACAAGUCCGGUGCUAGAAUGCUGGUGGAGGCUUAUCCUGAGUUAUCCAGUUACAUUGAUGCAACCAGACGAAGCGGAGCGUCGUACGUGCCUAAAGAUUAUGUCGAGUACGACAUAGAAUAUGGACUAAAUUACUAUCCUUAA